CUCGCGGCACUCGCUCGGUGCUAACUGGCAUUCAUCCCACGUCUGCCCCCUCGUCUCCACAGCGCCAUUAACACCUCGACGGUCAGCCAACCCGGUCGUGUCUUUUGUCAUUCUCACAAGUCGUGCUCGAACACUCAAACCACACACGUAGCUAGCUAGCUCGCGCAGCCCCAGCCCCAACACCCCCUUAUACACCCCCCAACCCCCCCACCACGCCCACAAUGAUGCUCACUCGCUUCUCUGCCGUCGCUCGCACGUCCGCCAUGGCCGCCUCGACUCGCGCCUUUGCUGCCUCCGCCGCUCGCGGCAAGCACACCCUCCCCCCUCUUCCUUACGCGUACGAUGCCCUCGAGCCCUCCAUCUCCAAGGAGAUCAUGACCCUCCACCACGACAAGCACCACCAGGCCUAUGUUACCGGCCUCAACGCUGCCGAGGAGAAGCUCGCUGGUCUCCAGUCGAGCGAGGACGUCAAGGGCCAGAUCUCGCUCCAGGCUGCCCUCAAGUUCAACGGCGGUGGUCACCUCAACCACUCGCUCUUCUGGGUCAACCUCGCCCCCACCGGCUCAGCCCAGACCAAGCCCCCCACCUCUGGCGCGCUCGCCCAGCAGAUCCAGAAGGACUUUGGCUCUGUUGACAACCUCAUUGCCGAGGUCAACGCCGCCACCCUCGGCAUCCAGGGCUCGGGCUGGGGCUGGCUCGGCUACAACAAGAAGAGCAAGGUGCUCGAGGUUGUCACGACCGCCAACCAGGACCCCCUGCUGACCCACGCCCCCAUCAUUGGCAUUGACAUCUGGGAGCACGCCUUCUACAUUGACUACAAGAACGUCAAGGCUGACUACCUCAAGAACAUCUGGGCCGUCAUCAACUGGGAGGAGGCCGCCAAGCGCUUCGACGCUGCCGUCUAAGCGCGCCGGCGUAAAGCCGUCUCCGCUGCUCUGGGUUGAAGAGUAGACAAAAGUCGUAGCAGAAAGAUGUUGAUGAAUGAAGUGUGAACGGAAGCAAA
Vanrija pseudolonga is the source of this 1003-nucleotide messenger RNA. RefSeq names its product Superoxide dismutase [Mn], mitochondrial (gene SODM). The record is from RefSeq and is a predicted model, not a curated record. The transcript is spliced from 5 exons. Gene Ontology annotation, molecular function: metal ion binding; superoxide dismutase activity. NCBI's taxonomy places the organism in Eukaryota, Fungi, Basidiomycota, Tremellomycetes, Trichosporonales, Trichosporonaceae. Gene Ontology annotation, cellular component: mitochondrion. Gene Ontology annotation, biological process: superoxide metabolic process. Bases 222 to 905 code for a protein of 227 amino acids.